This is a messenger RNA of Schistocerca nitens (vagrant locust), 2053 nucleotides long. RefSeq lists its product as uncharacterized. The record is from RefSeq and is a predicted model, not a curated record. Bases 1 to 1527 code for a protein of 508 amino acids. Gene Ontology annotation, cellular component: plasma membrane. NCBI's taxonomy places the organism in Eukaryota, Metazoa, Arthropoda, Insecta, Orthoptera, Acrididae. Gene Ontology annotation, biological process: transmembrane transport. Gene Ontology annotation, molecular function: water channel activity. The transcript is spliced from 8 exons.
AUGCGGGUAGUUACUUCAAGUGGGUGGUUACUUCAAGUGGGUGGUUACUUCAAGUGGGUGGUUACUUCAAUUGGGUGGUUACUUCAAGUGGGUGGUUACUUCAAGUGGGUGGUUACUUCAAGUGGGUGGUUACUUCAAGUGGGUGGUUACUUCAAGUGGGUGGUUACUUCAAUUGGGUGGUUACUUCAAUUGGGUGGUUACUUCAAGUGGGUGGUUACUUCAAGUGGGUGGUUACUUCAAGUGGGUGGUUACUUCAAGUGGGUGGUUACUUCAAGUGGGUGGUUACUUCAACUGUUCAGGAAAAUGGGCGGAUUGCACUCAAAACAUGGACCACAGCGCGACACGUGCGUGACCGCUAGUGCCCUGGCAGACAGCCAGGGGCAGCACCAGUGCUCCGUUGCCACGGCCGACCAGGAGUACGCAAAGCCGCCGCCAGAGGUCAUCAGUGUGCGUUGUCCGACAACUCUCGCCGAUGGCCAGAAGGCGCCACGGCGUGAUGACGAUAUACCGGUGGAUCCUUGCUGCGAGAUCAUCGUUCAUGGUGUGACGACGGCGUUCCGGCGGCACCCCGGGACGGGCUACCCUUUCGGGCACCUGUCGCCGCAGCGCAUGGUGGUGGUGUUCUGCGCCGAGCUGCUGGGCACGGCUCUGCUCCUCUUCAUGGGCUGCAUGGGCGGCGUCGCGGGGCUCGCCGGCCCCACGCACCAGCCGCACCCGCUGCAGGGGCCGCUCGUCUUCGGCAUGACCGUCGCCUCCAUCAUACAGAUGGUGGGCCACAUCUCGGUGGCGCACCUCAACCCCGCAGUCACGCUGUGCGCCGUGCUCAGGGGUGACCUCACCGUGCCCGCCGCCGCCCUCUACGUCAUCGGACAGCUCAGCGGCGCCCUGCUCGGCUUCCGCCUGCUGCUGCAGUUCGUUGUGCCCAUCCAUACAGCUGCUGCGUUACGAGUAUUUCGAGAGCACCUUAUCGAUUGUGGUGCAGCACUCUCUGGAGUCAGUGUGACGCCAUCUUCAGCGGUGUGUGACUGCACGACGACGCCGGCAGCGGGGCUGUCAACAACGCAGGCGCUGCUCGUGGAGACGGGGGCUACGGCGAUGCUGAUACUCCUGUGCCACGGCUCGUGGGACGCGCGCAAUUGCCACAACUCGGACUCCACGCCGCUCAAGUUCGGCUCCUACAUCACCGGCAUCUCCAUCGCCGCGGGUCCUUUCACUGGAGCCAGCAUGAACCCCGCCAGGACACUCGCCCCAGCGCUCUGGAAGGGUGUUUGGGAAUGCCACUGGGUGUACUGGGCUGGUCCUUUAGGAGGCUCCGUCCUGGCUACUGUGAUGUACAUGUCGGUGUUCACAGAGAAGACAACUAGAUCAGCUGCCACAGAAGACAACAGCUCUGUAGACAAGUUCAGAGCAGACGUCGACGGCGUGGAGAACAUAGAAAAGUUCCCGUUCAGCCAGCUGCCAGAGAACUGUCCUCAGUGUCAUCCAGUCCAUUCCCGGCCAGAGAUUUACAAACAGGCUCUGCCUUGAAGCUGAUGCUACACCACUGAAGCCGGAAUCUGAUACUUACACAUUUUAUAUACCGGUGGCAGUCGUAACAAAAUGUGCUGAAGACCUUUAGCUCUGAAAUAGCGGUAUACGUCUGCAGUGUUGCAUUUGAGUGAACUGUUUAGAAUAGUUACAUGUGCAGUGUUGAAUAGGUCGCAUGGACAUGAAAAUAAUUCUAAAGAUUGAACCUGGAAUUGUUUUAGCAGCAGUUAUGAGAUAACUAAAAACUAUCACCAUAGCUAACCGAUAGUGUGUCUCAAAGACCAGGUAUGUGAAAACGCUUGACAGUUGUUUGUUUCAGUGUGCAGCUUUAUGGGACCAAUGCAGUCAGUUUAUUGAGAAGGAGAAACAACAGCAUGUGACACUUAUCUGUAGAAAUGUGGACACUGUGUACAGUGGGACAUCCCAAUCGUUACUAUCGUUGGAAUGUGAACGCCAUUCGAUUUCCAUUGCCAAACUAUGAUUUUACAGACUGAAAAGGGUGGAGAAACAGACUAGUUUCAAAAUG